GGUCAGGGGGUGGGGGCGAGGGUGAGCACCUCAACAUCAGUCAGAGGGAGGAGUGGGCUCGGAGUCUGGGGCGGGUGAGGUUGUGGCCGAUGGGCUCGUGCUUGUUGGCAGUGGGCAGACUGGUGACUGAGGGGAGUCUGUGGCAGAAGUUGAGUCAGGAGAUAGAUAAGAAGCUGUACCUGGUGAAAUGAUCCAGCUUCAGGUAGAAGAAGAAUUUGAGACAAGUUUGGAAAAUGCUCGAGCCUGGAUGCACUGGAUCCAGGAACAAGUGGAAGCCAAUGACAGCAUCCUGGGACCUAGGUCUGCCCUGGAGGCCAGGCUAAAAGCAUCUGAGAAUAUUUUGAAGGAGGAACCUGAAGGGAAACUCAAACUGCAGAUGGUGCUGCUGAAAGCCGAGUCCCUCCUACACAAUAGGAAAGGGGACAAAAAACAUGAGAUCCAAGCGGCACUGAAAGAGAUCAAAACCAUGUGGGAGGAGACGACAAUAUCCAUGAUCCAUUGUCACAGUCGAAUUGAAUGGGUUUUACUGCAUUGGUCCGAGUAUCUGAAAGCAGAAGGAGAAUAUUUUUCUUGGUUCUUGAACAUGAAGCAGAAGUUGGAGCCUAACCUGGAGUUACAGCUGGACCUAAAGGAAAAACAGUUACAACUUAGCCAUCACCGGAUCCUACUCAGUAACAUCCACAACCAGUCCGCCCUGCUGCAGCGACUGGCACAGGAGAGAGGAUCCUUGUUUGAGAAAACAAAAGACCCGACUCUCCAUGAGGACAUUCAGCGGAAAGUAAAUGCUGAACACCAAGAGCUGCAGAGACAAGCAAAGGAAAAAGUGAAUGUUUUAGAAGCAAUUACAGAAGAGCAUGAGCAAUACCAAGAGAGUUUGGACAAAUUCCAAAACUGGCUGAACUCCAUCAGCGAAAAAUAUGAUGGGAUUACGACAAAAGACUACACAGGCUCCAUUGAGGAAAUACUGAAAGGUUUAAGGGAGCUGGCAGAUGCAGUGAGUAGCAAAGAAGAAGACUUGCUGCAACUGGAACAUAAUGGCAAAGCUGUAACAGGGAAUACAUCUCCACUUGGCGCUGAGCACAUCACCAGGGAACUGGAGGAGCUGAGAGAGAAAUGGGAAAGAUUGCGACUGAGCUGCACACAGGACAAGGAAGCGUUGCUUCAAUCACAGCAGGAGUUCACGUCUAGGGCUCAGCAACUGGAGAAAAACGUGGCCGAGUUCAACAAUCUGGUACAUAAGGUGGAAGUGGAGACUUUAAAUGUGGAUGACACCAAUGACGAACUGGAAACUACCUGGAGGAAAUAUGUGAUCAGCAGGAAAACGCUAUUAGAGGAGCAGCCGCAUGUAGAACAUUUCAUGUUGGAGCUGAAGGAACUUUUCAGCUUGUCGCAGGACCAGAAUCUCUCCAACUGUGUCCUGCUUGCCAUUCGAGAGUAUCACAGGGUAACUGGAAGGUUAGAUGUGAUGUGUAACCAAGUAGAGAUGAAAAUGAGGCAGAAUGUUCAGCAGCUCCAGGGAGAGUUUCAGCAGUGGAGGAGCAGGACUCGCAGAUUGCUGGAUUUGUCCUCGGACAUCACAGACACAACAUUGCUUGGUGUUUACCUCCAGCAAAUUGAGGAUUGCCUGUCGCAGAGCUCUCUGCUGCACAACCAGUUCAGCAGCUCCCAGGUGAAGCAGAGAACAAUGGGCAUUGACUCCAGUGAAGAUUUAUCUGAUGUGUUACAGCAGACACAGCUGCUUACUGAGAGGCUGCUGGAGCUGAGACAGAAGCUGCAGAGUUCAUUGUCUCAGUCAGAGGAAUUUGCUGCUACUUACCAACUGUUGCAGGAGCGUCUGUCUGCGGUCAAAGUACAGCUAAUGGCAAACAGGAAAUUACAGCCAAGUCUUGAAACCAAAAGACAGCAGGUUGAACAGCUUCAGUUCAUUAAGAGGGUUUUGUUGGAGGUUGAAGCUGAAGUAAAUAAUCUGCACACUUCAUUGGCUUCAAGCCCAUUUCGUUGCCAGAUUCUUGCCACAAGCCGUUCAUUAAGCAAAUCUCUUCAGACAUCACUUGGAACAAGUGAGCAGAUAGUGAUGGAGCAUCAGCUGUAUCUCGAGAACCUCUCUAUUCUCCAGCACUGGCUGCUGUGUAUCCAGCGCAGACUGCAAUCCCACAGUCACAGCAGCCAAGAUCUGCAGUGGUGGAGCAGCGAAGCUGAGUUACUAACAGCAGAGCUUACAGAGAAGGAGAUUCAGCUCCAUCAGAUUGAAGUCCAGGCAGAGACGGUUUUGAAAAAUACCUCUCCUGAUGGAAGAAAAUAUAUUCAGGAUGAAGUUGAACAUCUGCAGAGAAUGUGGACAGAACUGAACAAACACUUCAGAGCUUCACAUAACACCAAUGUCACCAGAAGCACCUCUAAGGUGGGAGAAAAAGCCAGUGAGUUUGUCGUGAAGGUGAAAGGCCAAGUUCGAAAUGAUUAUCAUCAGCUAAGAAAAAUGUUUGAAGAGUGGUUGAAAACUGAAAAUCGAAAGCUGAUGAGAUUUUUAUCUGGCAACAUUUCCCAGAGCACUAAAGAGAUCAAAAGCAAAAAGCAAGGUCUGAAGAGUCUGCGAUCUCGUGUCACUCAGGGUCAGAAGCUGUUUGAGCAGCUCAUUGACGUGGCGCCAGUGUUUUCCAACACUGAGGAUAAGCAGCUGGAGGAUCUGCGGUACCGGUGGAUGUUGUAUAAAUCCAAACUGUCCACAGCUGAAGCUUUCACGAUCUCUGGUGGCCAAACUGAAGUAACUGGAUUCAGAAAGAAAUCUUCUGGAGGAAUGUGUCGCUACCUGUACCGAGCAUGUUGUGCCGCACUCCCUCUCCAGCUCUUCCUGCUCUUCUUACUGCUUCUGGCUUUCUUGCUGCCGCUCAUACAGGAACAAGACAGCUGCAGCUUAGUCAAUAACUUUGCUCGCUCCUUCUACCUGAUGCUGAGGUAUCAAGGUCCACCUCCAACUUAGCUCAGCUUCCCAAAGACUGCUCUUUCACAGCUGAUCUAGUCACUCGGUGCAAUGCACAGGAUCCCAAGUCGUACAACGUGGACCAUUUUUUUUUGCAUUUAGGAUAUUGGCAACAGUAUCAGGGAUUUCAGUCACAACUCAGGAACAGCCUGAAGCACAAAAUCACCGCCAACACCAACAUUCCUUCAGAUUGCUGGAAAGUUUUUAAAAUUGCCUUUUCAGAGCAUUUCUUUAACUUCACUGUUCAGCCAACAGAGAGAAUUUUAACUAAUUAGAGUCUUCAAAUUGUUCAAAAAAAUUCAAAUGUUUCAUCUAUUUUCAGGCUGUGAUGUCUCAAUGUCUGUCCGGAGGCCAUGGAAAUCAGUGGGUUUAUACAAUUAAUUUGAAGUGCAGUUUUUCUGCACUAAUAACUUCAUACCAGAGGGUGAAUAUGUCACAGCCAUUCUAAAUUUACUUUAAUCUGGAAAUAAAUGAUAUUAUUUGAAGAGUUGGAUCAGUGUUCCAAUACAGGAAUACUAAUGUCACUUCUAAUGCAGGAAUAAUUCAUCAAACUUUACAGAUUCUCUUUACUCAUUAUCUAUAGGUUUUUGAAUAGCAAAGGGAUACUGGAGUGCUGGAAUAUUACAUUAGGCACAUGGCUUGCAGGAGGUCCUAGUAUCUGCUAUACACUGAGCGUGCCUCAUACCUGUGUUGGUUGGGUGUCAAAUAACUAACUCGUGACUAUGGAAGGUAAGUAAGCAGGUCUGCUUGCAGCUGAACUGUCUGCCAAUAGAUUGUCAGAAUCGAGUCAGUCCUCUGUGGAAGUCUCAGUAGUCCGGUUCCU
Messenger RNA from Callorhinchus milii (elephant shark), 3800 nucleotides. Its product is annotated as spectrin repeat containing, nuclear envelope family member 3. Gene Ontology annotation, molecular function: actin filament binding. Bases 188 to 2977 code for a protein of 929 amino acids. Gene Ontology annotation, cellular component: nuclear outer membrane; cytoplasm; meiotic nuclear membrane microtubule tethering complex. The record is from RefSeq and is a predicted model, not a curated record. The transcript has 18 exons. Lineage: Eukaryota; Metazoa; Chordata; Chondrichthyes; Chimaeriformes; Callorhinchidae. Gene Ontology annotation, biological process: nuclear migration.